UGGAAAAGAGGAGGCGUGGCUUCUUGUCUCCAGGGUAGCCAAUAGCUGUAGAAAAAUGUCUUUGGCGCGGACUUCGGGUUGGCGGGAGAUCUUGUGGAGAAGCUAUUCUUUUUCCCGCGGGCUCAGCGCGCGGUGAUAAUAGAGCUUCCAGCUGCCGGCGUUGUUGGGAUGUUGUGUCGUUCGUUAGUCCGUCGCUGCCAGGAUGGACCGCAGGGUUUGGCACCAAGAUUUUCCUUACACCAUCUAUUAGGGCAGUAUCAGUGUAUUAAGGAAGAUGACCAUCCUUCCUAUGGAGAAAUGGGAAUUCCAGUUCCUCCUUUUGGCUGUAGCUUUUCAACAGCUCCAGAUGUGCCACAUGUACUUGGUGUUGCCAAUGAAGAGGGAUUUGUUAGGUUGUAUGAUACCCACACACAAUUGAGCAACAAGAAAAUUGUUAAAGAAUGGCAAGCUCAUUUAAAUGCUGUGUUUGAUCUUGCAUGGAUGCCCUGUGAACACAAAAUUGUUACUGCUUCAGGGGAUCAAACUGCAAAAGUGUGGGAUAUAAAAACUGGUGAACUCUUGGGAGUGUGCAAAGGACAUCAGUGCAGUCUCAAAUCAGUUGCUUUUUCUAAAUUUGAAAAAGCUGUGUUUUGUACUGGAGGAAGGGAUGGAAAUAUUAUGAUCUGGGACACUCGAUGCAGUAAGAAAGAUGGAUUUUACAGACAAGUUAAACAAAUAAGUGGUGCCCAUAACAUCAUAGAUAAAACACCAUCCAAACUGAAGAAGAAAAAACAGAAUGUGAAAGGACUUGCACCCUCAGUGGAUUUCCAGCAGAGUGUAACAGUGGUACUACUUCAAGAUGAACAUACCUUAAUCUCAGCAGGGGCUGUUGAUGGUGUGAUCAAGAUAUGGGAUCUGCGCAAGAACUACACUGCAUACCGGCAGGAACCAGUGCCCUCCAGAGUUUUCAGCUACCCUGGGAACAGUACCCGUAAACUUGGAUAUUCCAGUCUUAUUUUGGAUUCCACCGGUACCAAUCUAUUUGCUAAUUGCACUGAUGAUAAUAUAUACAUGUUCUGUAUGCCAGGUCUGAAGAAUACUCCGGUGACAGUUUUCAGUGGACAUCAAAAUUCCAGUUUCUAUGUCAAAUCCAGCAUUAGCCCAGAUAACCAGUUCUUAAUCAGUGGUUCAAGUGACCAGUGUGCCUAUAUCUGGAAGGUAUCUGAACCACAACUUCCUCCAAUGGUACUUCAUGGCCACCUGCAAGAGGUCACUUCUGUUGCCUGGUGUCCAUCUGAUUUCACGAAGAUUUCCACUUGUUCAGAUGACAACACUAUAAAGAUUUGGCGCUUCAGGCAAAGCACUGCAGAAAAGACUUGGACAGACAAAACCAGCUUAGUUGGUUGGACUGAUCAAAAGACAGUAGUAGAACAAAACAAAAUAGAAAUUCUUAGCAAGCAUGGUACUCCACCUAAAGUUCUUCCAACAGGCAGCCCUCUUAUUUCUUCACCACAGCCAGCUGCUUGUGCUCCAACUUACACGGGAGAUCUUCCACUUCCUACCAACACACCAACAUCAUCUUCUGUCAAAACACCAACCAUCUCAAUUUGCACCUUCACUCCUGCAAAGCAGAAAAUUACUUCAAGCAUCUUAUCGAAACUAGCGCUUCCUUCAACUACGUCCAUUCAACACUGGGUUACAAAGACUCCAAAUUCAUCUCCACCUAUAAGGGAAACAAAGAUAGUUCCUCCACAAAUAGCUGCAGCAGAUAUUCCUGACACUGCCUUUGCUUCUACCUCACCACAUCUGAGGUCAGAAACACGUGCCAAGAGAAGGUUAGAAUCCAGUAGGGAAGAAAAUAUGAUGUGUCUCAAAAGAUGUAACUGUAUGACUGAACAUCACCCAGAGUCUAAGAAAUCCAGACAAGAACAGUUCACUUUGGCAGCAGGUUCAAAGCCUUGUAAAGGAGACUACCUUACCCUUAAUGGAGAAGUACAGAAUAUUCAAAGCUUGAAAGAGCCUUUUUCUCCUAGUAGUCCUUGUUAUUCUGCCACUUGUCUAAAUUAUCCACAUCUUACUGAGACAUCUUGUGAGAAGAUGAUUGACAAGGAAAAUAGUUCUAUUGACAGAAGAACCUGGCUGUCUGAUUUGGGAAAUAAACUACGGACUAACAAGAUGAAUAACUCUAGUGGGUCAUCCUCAUCAUUACGGAAUCCAAACAUAAAACGAAUGGAAGCUAGGACAGGAGCUACAUCACCAGGGCCCAUUAUAACUACAAUAACAAUGAGGAAGAUUUGUACAUACUUCGAGCGAAAGUCACAAAAAAACUAAAGAACUAUGCUUUGUGUGUACCUUAAUGCUGAAACAUGCUUAUUAAUCCAGAUGGAUUUAGUUUUAUCCACAAAAAAGAUACCCAUGCAUUUUAAUUAAAACUAAUAAUUCCUGUUUUUAUUUUUUUUCUAUUUACCAUCUUCCAUUUAAUUGGUUAGGACACUAAUUAAAUUGAGAAAUAGGCUCAAUGAAUGAAACAGCCAAUCCCUUUGAUUGUAAGAUUUGCGUUUAUUUCUUUUAUGGUAAAUUGUAGGGAAAAAAAUUUCAACCCUUUUUUGAAUAUACUUAUUUGAAUGUACUUUUAAUUGCUAAAUUAGCACAUAAUGCAAAACAAAAAAGGAAUCAUCCAUUCAAGAAUGUUUUACUUGAUCUGCCUUGUACUAAAGGAAAUGCCUUUAUUUUAUGCAUCACAGUUUCCCAUUGUUGUAUUAGUGUAAAGAUAUUUUCUUAUAAAGUACACUUUUCUUAACAUUGCAGCUCUUUUUCAUCUUUUGCAAUGGAGCAGAUAAUAAGCAGGAGGGACACAAAGCCUACUGCGCACUCCUGGAGGAAAUCUGACACUUGAAUUCUAAGGCAAUUCAAAGAAGUGGUGAAAGAUAAACUUUUGGCUCCAUGAUUGUUUUGUAUGCUUUUCAUAGCAUACUCAAAUUCCUAAAAUUGACAUACCCAUAUUUUUUGGAGUAUAAGACACUCCGGACUAUAAGACACACCUACCUUUUUUGGGGAGGAAAACAAGAAAAAAAAAUCUGCCUCUCCUCCCAGCAAUUUGCCUCCUUGAAGCAAACAGCCUGUUUCAAUUUCAGGUUCAGCACAGACUGAUCAGCACAAGCAGCUGAUUGUUGGUUGGAUCAGCCUCCCAAAGAUCAGCUGUUUCAGGCUGCAGGGAUUGCCAUAGCCUAUUGCCACCUUUGCAUGCCAUAUUUUGUGGGGGCUAGGGGGUGGGUGGGGCUACAUUCUGUGUAUAAGACGCACCCAAAUUUUCACCCUCUUCUAUGGGGGAAAAAGUGUGUCUUAUAUUCUGAAAAAUAUGGUAUGUUGCCAUGUUCGUCACAUUAGGAAUAUAUAGGUUAUUAAAAUUCUACAAAAAAAUGUGUAAUUUCAUAUCAAGUGAUUAUGUUGCAUUUCUCCAGUAUUUUCUUGAUAUAUGAAGUAAUCAGGUAUGUUAUAGCUAAAUAAAUGUAUAGUCCUGGUGAAAAAAGAGGAUCUUUAUUUUUCUUCUUGGUAAGCCUCCUAUAGUCAUUUACAAAGAUGAGAUGGAUGGCAAACAAGUCAAAUAAAUAAACAAAUCAGCAAUUCCCAAGGUCACUAAGUCAUUGGCUCACUACAGAAGGUAAUUUUAUCUUUUAACACAUUUGUUUUAAAUAUCUUCCUAUGUGUAUUGACCAGUGACAGCUAAUUCAGAACUUAUCCAUAUUAACUGUCUGCAUGGAGGGGCUGGGAUUUUGCAUUCACUCGUGCUCUGCUCUUACAUAAUUGCCACAAUUAUUUCUGAUUAAUGUUUUCAAUUAUUUUUCCUUAUCAGUAUUUGGUAUGUAUAUUUAUCUAUUUAAGCUAAUGAAUGUAUUACAUAUGUUUUGUUUAGAUUCACUUGGGCCGCAGAUUAUUAGAUUUGCAGAUAUCAGAGGACCCUUGUAUUUGUUACAAGUGGUCUUAACACCAGUCAUCCCUCUGAAAUUCAUUUCUGUGUUGCUGCAAGAUGCAUUUUGUAACUUAGA
Ahaetulla prasina is the source of this 4025-nucleotide messenger RNA. It is a transcript of the gene DTL, whose product is annotated as denticleless E3 ubiquitin protein ligase homolog. NCBI's taxonomy places the organism in Eukaryota, Metazoa, Chordata, Lepidosauria, Squamata, Colubridae. The record is from RefSeq and is a predicted model, not a curated record. Bases 169 to 2310 code for a protein of 713 amino acids. Gene Ontology annotation, biological process: proteasome-mediated ubiquitin-dependent protein catabolic process; mitotic G2 DNA damage checkpoint signaling. The transcript has 15 exons. Gene Ontology annotation, cellular component: nucleus. Gene Ontology annotation, molecular function: protein binding; protein-macromolecule adaptor activity.